Messenger RNA from Suillus clintonianus, 1710 nucleotides. RefSeq lists its product as uncharacterized. The transcript is spliced from 9 exons. NCBI's taxonomy places the organism in Eukaryota, Fungi, Basidiomycota, Agaricomycetes, Boletales, Suillaceae. Gene Ontology annotation, cellular component: Ino80 complex. The record is from RefSeq and is a predicted model, not a curated record. Bases 255 to 1646 code for a protein of 463 amino acids.
GGAUCAUAUAUGUUCGUCGCAACCGUUCAGGAUUGUUUAAGCGCUUGAUCAGUAUUGGACCUUUCUGUCAAGUCGGAACAGGCGCUCAUCGAUGCAUAGGUUGGCCCCGUGGCACUACACGUGAGAUUCUGUCAAUUAAGCAUACUUGCAAUACAAAAUGGUCAUCAUGAAUAGGAAAGAUUGCUGCCUCAUGUUCCCUUUCAUAAGUAGCCCAUCCAUCCAUCCUCUCCUCUCCUCUCCUCUCCCAUACUACCAUGGCUUCAUCUUCCGACUACCAUCUCCAGCCCGUCGCUAACUGGUCAAACGAACCUGCUCCUCUCGUGGGAUACCUUAGUCGUAAAGCUCUCCCCAUAAAGCGCAACGACGCAGAACCUCUCACUCGAGACGACGUUCAGUUCGAUCUCCUUCACCAUAUAUUCAACGACAGACACAAAGUUUUCACCCCCCAAGCACCAAGCGAGGACUCCAAGGUCCACUUCUGCGAUCUCUAUGUCAAUGCAUUGUACAUGUCCCCCAAGUGCUCCAAAGUCCUCAAGGACAAGAUGGCUGAAACACCUGCCUUUGCCGUUGAGCUUGCCAAAAUUUCUCUCCUGACAAAUGUGGGGCGCAUUAAUACCACCAUGGCAUUCUUUCCAGAAAUGAAGACGGCUUUACGGACUUAUCAUCCAGUACCCUCGCUUCAAAAGACUGAUGGUAAUGCCCAGGAUGCCCCGCGGAUCAAGAAUUGUCUCAAGGCUGCUUUACUCCCAUCUGAGCUUAAGAAUAUGCCUCCGUCUACCCCGGAAGAAAUAUUGCAGAAGAGCAGGGCUCGUCAACUUCCAUCUACAAGUAUUGUGAAUCUAAUAUUUGUUCUCGCAAACCACGCGGCCCCGCUUGCAAGUACUCACUUCGAUCCGCCUGUCAACUUCCUGGAUCUUUUUUUACCCAUCAACAUAGCUUCAGCUGACCGCGCGCGCGCGUUUCUAUGGCUCAUAUUUCAUUAUUUGGAGGGUCCUGAUCAACCAAACCCGUAUGACGACGACUACUCCCGUCAACAUCCCGGCAAGGUUCCUUGGCUGCAUCGUCUCACGGAAGAAGAAAUAGCACAAGAAAAUGUGGACACACCAGAUGAAAUCGAAUGGGGCAGGGCGAUGUCAGCACAAAGAAACCUCUUCCUGCAGAAACUCGUCCACUCUAUCGAAAAAGAGAAAAAGGGCAAGGCCGCAACGUCUGCGUCUGCGUCUAAAACGAUUGAGCCCUCUUCUGGUCGUUCGAGACCUUUCAGGUCUCAACAAGAAGGUACCAGGGACAAACCUUACAUCCAUUAUCUCCCCCCCGACCGCGCACCGCAGAUUACCCAUUCUGUAAGCGACGACCAAAGACUUAGCUACAGCAGUACUCGUGGACCUCACAGAAAUAUGCUGCAACAUGCGUGGCAGGUUGUCACUUCUACCGAUCCCCUGGCAGACUCGGAUGAAGAACUGCAUGAUGAACAUGUUAGACUGGAUUACAGUCGACGUGUAGACGUCAUUGCUCGAUUGCGUGGGCAACCCCCGUCACCGCCUCCAGAUCUAGUGCCACCGAGCAGCAGCACUAGUUCAUACCCACCAUCCAGUCUCUCUGAUACCCGUGAACACCGGUGGCGAAUGGUGGAAUCCUGGAAAUAGUUCGCAGUCACAGGUCCCAUGGAUAAAAGGAGGUAAUCGAGUACCAGUCCUUGUGUACAUGCCC